Molecule: messenger RNA, 1909 nt
Organism: Pelodiscus sinensis (Chinese soft-shelled turtle)
Lineage: Eukaryota; Metazoa; Chordata; Testudines; Trionychidae
Source: RefSeq, a predicted model, not a curated record
AUGACUGCUGGCCAUUUGCUGGGGGAGGAGGGACACACCAAGAUUUUGCUUAAAGUUAUUGCCAUUGAUGACCAGCUGAGAGUCAUCUAUGAGGAUAAUAUUCAUUUUGACAAAGACCUUCCAGAAUUUGGGACUCAUUGCGGAGUCCACGUCCACAGUGAUAAGCUGACAGUGACUUCUCCUGUGUUAAUGUGGGUCAAGGCUCUGGAUAUGAUCUUGGAAAAGAUGAAGUCUUCUGGCUUUAACUUCUCUCAUGUGAAGGCUAUUUCUGGGGCUGGGCAGCAACAUGGGAGCGUGUAUUGGAAGCAGGGAGCCAGCCAAAUUUUAAAGAAUUUGUCACCUGAUCUUCCUUUACAUCAGUUACUGAAGGCUUGCUUUUCUGUCAGUGACAGCCCGGUUUGGAUGGAUUCCAGUACUACCACCCAGUGCUUAUCUCUUGAGAAAGCUGCUGGGGGAGCGCAGCAGCUAGCUAAUAUCACUGGUUCGCGAGCCUGUGAGCGUUUUACUGGAAACCAGAUAGCAAAGAUUUACAGCCAGAACCCUGAGGUCUACGCACAAACUGAGAGAAUCUCUGUGGUUAGUAGCUUUGCAGCAUCCCUUUUUCUAAGUGUGUAUGCACCCAUUGAUUAUUGUGAUGGUUCUGGAAUGAAUUUACUGCAGAUUCAUGAUAAAAUGUGGUCCACUACCUGCCUUAGUGCUUGUGCACCAGGAUUAGAAGAAAAGCUGGGACCUGUUGUGCCAUCCAGCUCAGUACUGGGCUCUCUUUCUCCAUAUUAUAUUCAACGCUAUGGGUUUAGUCCAGACUGUAAAGUUGUAGCAUUUACCGGUGACAAUCCAGCAUCGCUUGCAGGAAUGAAACUUAAAGAAGGGGACAUUGCGAUUAGCCUUGGUACAAGUGACACAUUGUUUCUUUGGAUUCAAGAACCAACACCUGCCUUAGAAGGUCAUAUUUUCUGCAAUCCUGUUGAUUCUAAAGCUUAUAUGGCACUUUUAUGUUUUAAGAAUGGCUCUCUAAUGAGAGAAAGGAUCCGAGAUGACUGUGCUUCAGGCUCCUGGGACGAAUUCUCCAGAGCCCUAAAAUGUACGGUUGUGGGAAACAAUGGAAACCUAGGUUUCUAUUUUGAUGUGAUAGAAAUUACUCCUGAAGCUGUUGGAAUUCACAGAUUCAACAGGGACAACAACAAGGUUCCAGACUUUCCAAAGGAGGUGGAGAUACGAGCCUUAAUUGAAGGACAGUUCAUGGCCAAGAGGAUUCAUGCUGAAAAGCUGGGAUAUAAAAUCAUGCCAAGAACAAGGAUUUUGGCCACUGGUGGAGCAUCGUACAAUAAAGAAAUCUUACAAGUCCUGUCUGAUGUGUUUAGUGCACCAGUAUAUACUAUUGACACCGCCAACUCUGCUUGUUUAGGAUGUGCUUACAGAGCAAUUCAUGGGCUUGUGGCACAAACAAGUGUGUCCUGGGUAGAUGUAGUGAAAUUAGCACCAGAACCUAGAUUAGUUGUUACACCAACUGCUGGGACAGAUCAGGUCUACCAGCCCCUUCUGAAAAGAUAUGAAGCGCUUGAACAAAAAGUGCUUUGCAAUCCAAUCCCAUCUCAUCUGGCUAAAUAGCAAGAAAAAGAAAAAUCUUCAAAAACUAACCUAAGGAAUUUACUGCCAGGGUGAAGAUGAGAAGAAAGUUGACAAUGUACUGCAGUUGUUUUAAAGCAUUCUUCUGUAUAUUGUGCUAAAAACAAGGUCUAAUACAUAUUCAAAUGUUUUUUAAAAUAGUAUAAUUGGAAAAGUUUCUGAAAGAUUGAAAUCUUGCUGAAAUCACGCAAGUUGUUCUUUGUGUCCACUUUUUUCUCAGAUCCUUUUCAGCAUUGUAAUUGGUACUUUGAAAUAACUGGAUAAUAAAAGGUUAAUUUGUCUA